This is a messenger RNA of Pseudophryne corroboree (corroboree frog), 1017 nucleotides long. Its product is annotated as olfactory receptor 6B1-like. Lineage: Eukaryota; Metazoa; Chordata; Amphibia; Anura; Myobatrachidae. The transcript is spliced from 2 exons. Gene Ontology annotation, cellular component: membrane. The record is from RefSeq and is a predicted model, not a curated record. Gene Ontology annotation, biological process: G protein-coupled receptor signaling pathway. Gene Ontology annotation, molecular function: olfactory receptor activity; G protein-coupled receptor activity. The coding region runs from base 1 to 1017 and encodes 338 amino acids.
AUGGGAAUGUUGAUACCACUGCACAGUUGGGAGACAAAUGUUACAGAAAACAUUGAAGUUAGUGAAGAAGCUCUAAAGGUGAGAAAUAUGACAGUAAUUAAAGUAAUCAUUCUGUUAGGAUUUCCAAGCCUUCAUCAUCAUAAGGUUUUAACCUUCAGUCUGUUUUUCAUAAUUUACUGGAUGACCAUAUGUGGGAACAUCAUGACAAUUUUACUGGUGUCUCACAGCAAGAAUCUCCAUUCUCCUAUGUACUUCUUUCUUACUCAACUUUCUAUGUGUGACAUAUUGUUGACCACAAAUAUAGUUCCCAAUUUGUUGUCUAUUAUCCUUAAUGAAGGUGGACUUAUUUCUCUUUUGGGCUGUAUCUCUCAAUACUUGUUCUUUUGUUCCACAGAAUGUUCAGAGUGUCUCCUUCUGACAGUGAUGUCUUAUGACCGUUACUUGGCCAUAUGUAACUCGCUGCAUUACACGACUAUAAUGAGCCACAUGUUUUGCUUUAAAUUAGGUAUAAUGUGUUGGGUGAUAAGUUUUUCCGUGCUACUAAAUGAAGCUAUAGCUCUGAGUAAGUUGUGGUUCUGUGGACCACAUGUGAUUGACCAUUUUUUCUGUGAUAUUACUCCUUUGUUGGAACUUUCCUGCUCAGAUACCUAUGUGGCCGAACUUGUACCUAACUUGCUUUCAAUCCCAUUAGUUAUUAUCCCAUUCUUAAUCAUUAUUAUUUCUUAUGUCUAUAUUGUGUCCACCAUCCUAAGAAUCCCAUCUCUUACUGGAAGACAUAAGGCCUUCUCUACCUGCAGCUCGCACCUGGUCAUUGUCUGUUUAUUUUAUGGAGCCCUGACAAGUAUUUAUUCUCUUCCAACCAAAGCAAAGUCACACGGUUUCAGUAAAAUCCUGUCUCUGCUGUACACUGUGGUGACACCACUGAUUAACCCUAUCAUCUAUAGCUUCAGAAAUAAGGACUUUCAUACAGCAUUUGAUAAAUAUAUCAGGAUAACGUCAGUGUCUAAGACUAGAUGA